Phycomyces blakesleeanus NRRL 1555(-) is the source of this 1258-nucleotide messenger RNA. RefSeq lists its product as hypothetical. The record is from RefSeq and is a predicted model, not a curated record. Lineage: Eukaryota; Fungi; Mucoromycota; Mucoromycetes; Mucorales; Phycomycetaceae. The transcript is spliced from 3 exons. The coding region runs from base 1 to 1200 and encodes 399 amino acids.
AUGCUUGCACUGCAGAAAAUUUUUAUUGACUUGCCCCUUUCUUUGCUAAUACUUGGUCAAAUGAGACGAACUGCAAACUAUUCCUCUACAAAAGCUCCGUCAAGAAAAAAGCAGCGUGUUCUGGCUGCUGAUAUUCAGUGGUGUAUCAAUAACAAGGAUACUAUUACACUGAAAUCUUUCACGGAAAAUUUCGGCUUAUUAGACAAACAAUAUACAGUUAGUCGAUACACUUCAAUUAUCAACAGCCGCCAUCUUGCAGUGGAUCAAAAACGUUUGCAAUCAGAAUUGGAUCUUUCGAAGAAAUCCGAAAAAUUUAAGUUGUAUUGGAUGGAAAGGACGCGAAAACUGACCCAGCUAGACGUUGAUGUCAAAUGCACGGAAUACGUCCAUGACGCCGCUGAACGAGCAACGAGAGCACUUUCCUCCUUUUCCGCAGCAAACGAUACCACGAAAACAACCAAGGUCGAGUCCACAGUGGAUACUAGUGCUACAGAAACUGUCGCGGCUACUGCCACCAUAUUAGAAGACGUUGAAACCCCGGCCCAAUUAAUUCCAUGGAUUUUUAAGGGCGUGGAUGUGGCAGAGUUAUUCACAAAAUUCAAGAAAGCCGUUCAACGAAUAUCGACAGACCGGUUGUUCUUCAUCGAAUCAUCCAUGCACGAGCUUUUGGCCUUGUCGAACAUCUUUCUUUUAUGCCCUGACCAAUACAGCACACUGCUCAUCAAUAUUUUUACUGAAGAUGUUCUUUCCGAUCUUGGAACUCGAUGGUCAAAUGUCACAAGUGACGAAAGUGGGGAAAUACGCCCUGAUGCCACUAUUUCCGAGAUAUGUCAACUUGAUUUUGGGCCAAGCCGUGGAUAUGGCGAAGUCAAGUUGGCGAGCCACACCACCGAUAACCAUGCUUUAUGUCACGAUCUCCUGCGUUUAGCAACGUUAGCCAAGGAUACUAUUGAUAUGAACAAACUACAGGCUGCUUUGACUUUUCAAAUUAACGGGUUUAAUAUCACUUUUUACUUGUCACGCCUACGUCAUGAUGGAAUCACGUUGCUGAGGGUAGCUGAAGCAUUUUGGCGUUUGUGCCAGCCUGUAAAUGAUGAAGAAUUGUGGAAAACAAAGCGUCGUCCGACCUACCCUACUAUCUACUCUUUGAUUGAUGCCAGCAAGGAUCGACAUCGCUUUUGUGCCCUCCAUUUCGAAUGAUAAAUGAUAGUGCCACUCUUUUUUUUUUCUUUUUUAAUAAAGUGAAUAUACCAAUUAU